Molecule: messenger RNA, 1473 nt
Organism: Pisolithus orientalis
Lineage: Eukaryota; Fungi; Basidiomycota; Agaricomycetes; Boletales; Pisolithaceae
Exons: 11
Coding region: 1-1473 (490 amino acids)
Source: RefSeq, a predicted model, not a curated record
AUGUUGGACAAAGUGAGGCGAGUGGUUCUAACGCCCAAUAUUGCUGCGCUCCUCGAGGAUUCCAUGCUGUAUCGUUGGAUAUAUACUGAGCACACACCAUCAGGGCAUUCGGCCCAGUCCUCCUCCAAGACAGCACUUGCGAUAGUCCCCUCUGGUAAGAUUAAUAACUCAGCCCUGGCCCCAGACAUCGGUUAUCGGAUCUUUACUGGGUUGACAAUGGGAUUUUUGUCAGUGAACGAGGGCGGGAUCAUCAGAGGGAUUGAACCCAUACUUCGACAGGGCAUUGACAGGAUCGAUUGGCGCAUUGGCGAACUCGAGCAAGUGGCUGCGCACUUGGCGGUGGGUCUGAGAGGGGAUGUCCAGAAGAUCGCAAACACUAUCGAGAUGUCUGCCAACGGCGCCUUAGUAAUGCUUACCGUGUGGCUCGCGGUACACAUUUACUACAAGAUGAAAAGAGAGGGCAGAGAGAGGGAGUAUCAUGCUGAGCGUUUAAGGGCUUUGAGGGGUUUGCGGAGUGCCGCCGGAGAGGCGACGCCGGGAGACCUGGUUUCUGUGUCAGCACACCCGGAGGGGCUAGUGGAUGAGUUGUCACAGGCGAGCGCAAAGUGUGAAGAUUGCCCGCCAGAUGGAUGGGAGGAAGAUUGGGGCAAGGGCGUGCCGCCGACUGUCUUGGUGGUUGACAUGCCUUCGAAUCAGCACAGCCUUUUCUCGCGAAGAACGACAGUGCCUCGUUACAAUGUUUCUGUGAUAUACGAGAAAAUGCGAUGGGUUUGUGCCUUGCUUUCAGAUCGGAGAGACCGCGAUGAUAUUCACGCGAUGUACUACAUUGACCUUCGCGAUGGCUCCGUUUCCCAAGGGAUUAAUCUCGAUAGCGCCGUUGACGCGUCGACUGGAACCCGGACCAACCUUACCCGGUCGCAACGGUUUUCGAUGCCUGAUCCGUCCGUCGAGUGGGACCCUAACACCGCACCUGCAUGGUGCUGUGCAGCAAUAGGACGCAAGGUGCUUCACAGGUACGGGCUCGUAACUACUGGUGCACACCAUGGAUGGAAGACCUACGCGCUCAUCGUGGGUAUGCAAGCGCUGCGGACUGUGGACGAGUCAUACUUAUCCGAUGCGCCGCCGAGCUACUGCCACUCUCACUUCGCGCAGGAAGAAUCCCAAAUCUCUACUUUAUUACUCACGACGAUCCCUCCCCGACCGCCAUCAGAAAGUCGCUCGUUUGAAUUCCACGCAACCCAACAAGAGAUAACCUCGCUGAGUUACUCCGACAGUGUGGAUCGUUUGUCCCAUAUCCUUAAGAUCACUGCGCAGCACGACGUCCUCUUACUUCCGGUUGUCGAAUAUGCUGUGGAAAGGAAAUGGCUGGGCAUGUUGCUACUGUGCACGGAUAGGUGUGACACUAUCGCUGCUCGUUUGAAGUUCACAAUCGGUCGGAUCGUCCACCGUAUUAUAUUUAACCAGCUGCGGUAG